This is a messenger RNA of Panicum hallii, 1922 nucleotides long. Its product is annotated as arogenate dehydratase/prephenate dehydratase 6, chloroplastic-like. Gene Ontology annotation, molecular function: prephenate dehydratase activity; arogenate dehydratase activity. The transcript has a single exon. The coding region runs from base 192 to 1538 and encodes 448 amino acids. Lineage: Eukaryota; Viridiplantae; Streptophyta; Magnoliopsida; Poales; Poaceae. The record is from RefSeq and is a predicted model, not a curated record. Gene Ontology annotation, cellular component: cytoplasm; chloroplast. Gene Ontology annotation, biological process: L-phenylalanine biosynthetic process.
UCCUCUCUAGCUUAGCUUGGAGAGGCCUCUUCCCAAGCUGAGCUGAGGCUGCCGCUGCCUCUCCCACCGCCACCCACCACCACACCCCACCCACCCACCUACCCAACCACUCCAGAGUCCAGACCAGAGCAAGGGAAAGAAAAAAAAAAGCGGGGAAGGAAAUCGCCCGGCGAAUCCACCCACCCGCCGCGAUGGAGGCCGCCGCGGCGCCCGCGCCCGCCUUGCUCGACGCCUUCUUCGCCGGGCCGCGCCAUCACCAGCUCCGCCCCGCCGCCGGAGCCGUAGCCGGCUGCAGAUCCGCGCGCCUGCAGGCCCAGCCGUGCCGCGCGGCCGCCCGCUUCGCGCGCGCCGACUGGCAGGCCGCCUGCGCCAUCCUCGCCAGCAACUCCGGCGGUAGCGGCAGCGGCAGCACCAGCCCCGACGCCGCCAGCGACGGCAGGCAGCCGGCGCCGCGGGUGAACGGGCAGAAGCCGCCGCCCGCGCCUGCCCCCGCGCUGGAGGCGGCGCCGGCGCCGGCGGAGCUGGAUCUGGUGCCCGUCUCCAACCUGCCCCGGCCGCUGAGCAUCAGCGACCUGUCCCCGGCGCCGAUGCACGGGUCGCAGCUGCGCGUGGCGUACCAGGGCGUCCCGGGCGCCUACAGCGAGGCGGCGGCCGCCAAGGCCUACCCGGGCUGCGACGCCAUCCCCUGCGACCAGUUCGAGGUGGCCUUCCAGGCCGUCGAGCUCUGGAUCGCCGACCGCGCCGUGCUCCCCGUCGAGAACUCGCUCGGCGGCAGCAUCCACCGCAACUACGACCUCCUCCUCCGCCACCGCCUCCACAUCGUCGGCGAGGUCCAGCUACCCGUCCACCACUGCCUCCUCGCGCUCCCGGGGGUGCGCCGGGAGCUCCUCACCCGGGUCAUCUCCCACCCGCAGGCGCUCGCGCAGUGCGAGCUCACGCUCAACGCCAUGGGGCUCAACGUCGCCCGCGAGGCCUUCGACGACACCGCCGGCGCCGCCGAGCACGUCGCCGCGGGCGGGCUCCGCGACACCGCCGCCAUCGCCUCCGCCCGCGCCGCCGAGCUCUACGGCCUCCAGGUCCUCGCCGACGGCAUCCAGGACGACGCCGGCAACGUCACCCGCUUCGUCAUGCUCGCGCGGGAGCCCAUCAUCCCGCGCACCGACAGGCCCUUCAAGACCAGCAUCGUCUUCGCGCACGACGCCGACGGCACCUCCAUCCUCUUCAAGGUGCUCUCCGCCUUCGCCUUCCGCGACAUCUCGCUCACCAAGAUCGAGAGCCGUCCGCACCGCCACCGCCCCAUCCGCCUCGUCGACGACGCCAACGUCGGCACCGCCAAGCACUUCGAGUACAUGUUCUACAUCGACUUCCAGGCGUCCAUGGCCGACGUCCGCGCGCAGAACGCUCUCGCCGAGAUCCAGGAGUUCACCUCCUUCCUCAGGGUGCUCGGCAGCUACCCCAUGGACAUGACGCCAUGGGAAGCCGCGCCCUCCUCCUGGUCCUCCCGCGUCGACAAUAGCAGCAGCAGCCGCCAGCACUAGUAGAGAUUGGCUGGUUGCUGAUCAUGAUCAAUCAGCCAAGGUAGCUCGCUCGAUCGAUCGAUCCACGGACGGAUCAAUCGAUCAAUCAAUGAAUGGUGAAUCGCCACGCUUCUGUUUAAUUAGAAAGAGGAAUGCGCAAGGAAAUGUUUCUUGGUUCUUUUAUUCGCUCUCGUUCUGGAGGAAGGUUGCAUUGCAUUUGGUCGAUGCUUCUCCUCGUCCUUGAUGCUCCUAGCUUUUCGAUUCUUGUGGUGAAAUCCGGAGAAACGGUGAAGUGAAUGGAGCUCCUGUUGUAUGCUGGGGGUGUAUGUAAUUACAGUAUAUUCUGUCUUGAAACCUUGGAAGAACCAAAUUCUUUGCAGCAACAGGCGUUGCUGGCUGCAUCCA